CACUGGGGCUGGGGCUUCAGGGGAAAGGCGCUGUUAUGAGGAGGGGACGUGUGAGCUUGGAUAUUUUCCAAGAAAACUGAGGACAGGUGGGGGAUGAUGUAGGAGCCGCCGCACAGUGCAGUUCCCAAUUUGGACCCCUCCCCAAGACCCCACCCCACGCACCCCCACUCAGGGCUGCUUCUGAGCCUGCGGUUGUCAUGGCAACCCGUACCCGGCUCUCCCAGGGGCGGUGCCAACCGUGCUCCCCCCCACCACUUCCUCCCCCCCUCCUUGUCCCUCCCUCCUUUGUGUCAGCUGCGCCCCUGACCGGGAUGGCUGCGAAGAGAGGGACCAAGACCAGCAUGAAGAACAUGGAGAAGGAACUGCUGUGCCCAGUGUGUCAAGAGAUGUACAAGCAGCCGCUGGUGCUGCCCUGUACCCACAAUGUGUGCCAGGCCUGUGCCCGGGAGGUCUUGGGCCAGCAGGGCUACAUAGGACAUGGCGGGGACCCCAGCUCCGAGCCCACCUCUCCUGCCUCCACCCCUUCCACACGCAGCCCCCGCCUCUCCCGCAGAACUCUCCCCAAGCCAGACCGCCUGGACCGGCUGCUUAAGUCAGGCUUUGGGACAUACCCUGGGAGGAAGCGAGGUGCUUUGCACCCCCAGGUGAUCAUGUUCCCGUGCCCAGCCUGCCAAGGUGAUGUGGAGCUUGGGGAGCGGGGCCUGGCAGGGCUUUUCAGGAACCUGACCCUGGAGCGUGUGGUGGAGCGGUACCGCCAGAGUGUGAGUGUGGGAGGUGCCAUCCUGUGCCAGUUGUGCAAGCCCCCACCACUAGAGGCCACCAAGGGCUGCACAGAGUGCCGCGCCACCUUCUGCAAUGAGUGCUUCAAGCUCUUCCACCCCUGGGGCACCCAGAAGGCCCAGCAUGAGCCCACCCUGCCCACCCUCUCCUUCCGCCCCAAGGGUCUUAUGUGCCCAGACCACAAGGAAGAGGUGACCCACUACUGCAAGACAUGCCAACGGCUGGUAUGUCAACUCUGCCGGGUGAGGCGCACCCACAGUGGGCACAAGAUCACACCAGUGCUCAGUGCCUACCAGGCCCUCAAGGACAAGCUGACAAAGAGCCUGACAUACAUCCUGGGAAACCAGGACACGGUACAGACCCAGAUCUGUGAGCUGGAGGAGGCUGUGAGGCACACCGAGGUGAGUGGUCAGCAGGCCAAGGAGGAGGUGUCACAGCUGGUGCGGGGGCUGGGGGCUGUGCUGGAGGAGAAGCGGGCAUCACUGCUUCAGGCCAUUGAAGAAUGCCAGCAGGAGCGGCUGGCCCGUCUCAGCGCCCAGAUCCAGGAGCACCGGAGCCUGCUGGAUGGCUCGGGUCUGGUGGGCUAUGCCCAGGAAGUACUUAAGGAAACAGACCAGCCUUGCUUUGUGCAAGCCGCCAAGCAGCUGCACAACAGGAUUGCCCGAGCCACUGAGGCCCUCCAGACAUUCCGGCCAGCCGCCAGCUCCUCCUUCCGCCAUUGCCAGCUCGACGUGGGGCGUGAAAUGAAGCUGCUGACAGAGCUUAACUUCCUGCGAGCGCCUGAGGCCCCCGUCAUUGACACCCAGCGCACCUUUGCCUAUGAUCAGAUCUUCCUGUGCUGGCGCCUGCCCCCCCACUCACCACCUGCCUGGCACUAUACUGUCGAGUUCCGGCGCACGGAUGUGCCCGCCCAGCCGGGCCCCGCUCGCUGGCAGCGGCGGGAGGAGGUGAGGGGCACCAGUGCCCUGCUUGAGAACCCCGACACCGGCUCUGUGUAUGUGCUGCGCGUCCGUGGCUGCAACAAGGCUGGCUACGGUGAAUACAGUGAAGACGUGCACCUGCACACGCCCCCAGCACCUGUCCUGCACUUCUUCCUCGAUGGCCGCUGGGGUGCAAGCCGAGAGCGGCUGGCCAUCAGCAAGGACCAGAGAGCAGUACGGAGUGUUCCAGGGCUGCCCCUGCUGCUGGCUGCUGACCGGCUGCUGACUGGCUGCCACCUGAGCGUGGACGUGGUCCUGGGCGACGUGGCUGUGACUCAGGGCCGCAGCUACUGGGCCUGUGCUGUAGACCCAGCCUCCUACUUGGUCAAGGUGGGCGUCGGGCUCGAGAGCAAGCUUCAAGAAAGCUUCCAGGGUGCCCCCGAUGUGAUCAGCCCCAGGUACGACCCGGACAGCGGGCACGACAGCGGUGCCGAGGAUGCCACAGUGGAGGCGUCGCCGCCCUUCGCUUUCCUAACCAUCGGCAUGGGCAAGAUCCUGCUGGGGUCGGGGGCGAGCUCAAACACCGGGCUGACGGGGAGGGACGGCCCCACAGCCGGCUGCACAGUGCCCCUGCCGCCCCGCCUGGGCAUCUGCCUGGACUACGAACGGGGCCGGGUUUCCUUCCUGGAUGCCGUGUCCUUCCGUGGGCUCUUGGAGUGCCCCCUGGACUGCUCAGGGCCUGUGUGCCCUGCCUUUUGCUUCAUCGGCGGUGGCGCAGUACAGCUACAGGAGCCAGUGGGUACUAAGCCUGAGAGGAAAGUCACCAUUGGGGGCUUUGCCAAGCUGGACUGAGCCUUCCAGGCCCCUCAUGCAGACCUGGGGUCCUCCUGGGCCCUGGCCCCCAAACCUCUUUGCCCAGGUUGUUCCCCCCAAACUCUUCCUACAAUGCGGCCCUGCCCCUUCCCCUGUGUCUAUGUCUUCCCAGGGUUUUCUCUUGACCCAGGGGCUCUCCUCUGCCCACCUCUCUGGAUGGCUCCCAUUCUCUCCAUUGCCUGUUAGCCAAGCCCCCACCCCCACUGCGUCUGCCCCAUGCCCUGCCUUUGGCAUCUCACCCAAGCCAUGGAGAGAGCCCCUUCUCCAUCCCUGUCCUGUGCCCCCAGGCUGAUUGGGAGGGAGGGCCCCUGAACACUGGGCAUGAUCUCCCGCUCCCUGCCCUGUUGAUGCUGAACUGCAGCCUUGGGACAGGCAGGCUUUUGGGCUGGAUGCUGUCCAGGCACUCCUGGUGAGGGGAAGGGGACCCUGUCAUCCUGCUUUAUUUAUUUGGGUCCUGACACCCCACAGCCGCAUGCCCCUUAAGUCCCUCUUCUCUCUCUCUUGCAUGCUUUACCUGUCCUGCACCCAUGCCAACGUGCCAAGUCUCCCUUGGGGACCCAGCUGAGUCUGGGUGUUCCCAUAGGGUUGGGCCAGGCAAGGCUUCUGGUGCCUGCUGCCAUCCCCCUGCAGUGGGCUCUGCUAGGCCUGUGCCAAGCAACAGCUGUUAUUUUCAUGGUUUAUAAACAAUAAACUGUGAUGCCAGGCACAUCUCUGCCUCCCCUGAG
This is a messenger RNA of Sapajus apella (tufted capuchin), 3298 nucleotides long. It is a transcript of the gene TRIM46, whose product is annotated as tripartite motif containing 46. The transcript is spliced from 10 exons. Lineage: Eukaryota; Metazoa; Chordata; Mammalia; Primates; Cebidae. The coding region runs from base 198 to 2552 and encodes 784 amino acids. The record is from RefSeq and is a predicted model, not a curated record. Gene Ontology annotation, molecular function: protein binding; zinc ion binding.